AUGAAGACAUCUUCAGCUUACAAAAAGAUGUAGCAUUAACUGAGUUUAUUUAAAUUGGGAGAGUCAAAAUUAGACUCAGAAUUCGAUAUCAGUAAAAUCAUAUUAAAACUAAGAAACCUUGAACUAUUGACUUAAAUGAUGAUAUCUAAAUAUCAGAGAACUAUCAUUCCAUUCAUGUCAGAGAAUGUGCUUAAUUAAUAAACCAUCAGAAAUCAAAAUUCUCAAUACUUUAAAGAACACAAUAAUUUGAGUUUGUAUCUUAAGCAGAUCGACAUUUAGAAGAAAAAGAAUUAAAUUGAUAAAAGGAUAUAUAAAAACCUCCUAAAAUCAUCAUCAUUGUUAGAGUUUGAUAGAGAAUGCUUGUCUCAAAGCAAAUAAUUGAAUGUUUAACUAAAGGAAAAUCUAAAAUAGAAUAUAUUCUAGCAUGCUGUUUCAAAGGUCUACUAAAACAAAGUAUUGAGUUUUGGUGUCAAUGAUAACCAUGAAAAUUCUAAUUAAUGA
Messenger RNA from Stylonychia lemnae, 501 nucleotides. Lineage: Eukaryota; Ciliophora; Spirotrichea; Sporadotrichida; Oxytrichidae. The record is from the annotation of a GenBank genome assembly.